Messenger RNA from Heterotrigona itama, 789 nucleotides. The record is from the annotation of a GenBank genome assembly. NCBI's taxonomy places the organism in Eukaryota, Metazoa, Arthropoda, Insecta, Hymenoptera, Apidae.
AUGGAAGCGUUGUCUGCACAGCGGGCGGUUCAAGUUGUGAUCGUUGUCACGCAGGAGAACGCAAUAUUGUUAUCCGGCCGAUCGCAGAAAUCGACAACUGGACCACCGCCAGGCCCUACACCUGCCCAAAAGGCACGAAUGCGUGCCCUCAACAUCGACCGAGUCUCGCGUGUCUUCUUCCCUUUCCUAUUCGCCGUGUUGAACGUAACUUAUUGGAUAAUGUUCGCCGAGUAUAUUUAAGCCAUGAAAACGCAACGUAAGUCGGAACGUCGGCUCUCGAGAACGAAGGCAUCGGACCGAGAAACGAAGAAACAAUACCGAAAGAAGACGUGAAAAACGAUCAUAAUUCGGAUCAUAGUUGUCCAUGUCGUCCAAGGAUACCAUCGACGAUGGAACGUGAGGAUGUUACCAGAGAUCGAAAGUGAAUCCUCGUUUUUCUUCAGGUUGUUCUAAUUAAUAGACAACAGUGAUAGAGAUCGAGAUUCGAAGGGUCUUGCAGGGUAGAUGGAGAAUCUUGGCGCAGCGCGAAGAAGAAAGUAACGUUCAAUGGUGUACAGUGUGAAAGCAAUAAAUGAAAUUUAUAAAAAAAAAAAAGGAAAAGAAUAGAUCUAAAUCUAAAGAUUCAGAAGACAUCGAACAGCCUUUUCAUUGAACAUUAACCCAUUAAGAACCAAGCAACAUUUCAUGAAAUUUCAUAGAAUUAUAGAAUUGCAAGGUGUAAUCGACGAGAUAAUAUUAAAAUAAAAUUAUUAUUAAAUAUUGUUAAUUUUUUAGAAUUUCUUUUUAUAA